UUUUCAUUCACAUUGCAGAGCAGCCACUGGGACGCAUUCUAUAAAUUCUACCGCAACACUACUGAUAAUCACUGGGGCAGACCAUACUUGACAAGAGAAUUCUUUCAUCUCUUAGGAGAAAAGAUGGGGGACAAUGUGAUGCUUAUUGUUGCUGAAAAUGACGAUAAACUUGUUGCUGGUGCUCUUAACCUUAUUGGAGGCAAUACACUGUUUGGUCGACUAUGGGGAUGCCUUCCAAAUGCUUAUUUUCCCAACUUGCAUUUUGAAGCUUGUUAUUAUCAAGCAAUUGAAGCAGCCAUAGAAUUAAACCUGAGUAAGGUGGAGGCAGGUGCUCAAGGAGAGCACAAGAUCCAGCGUGGUUAUCUCCCAGUGACAACUUACAGCUGCCACUACUUCUCAGAUCCUGGUUUUGGGAAAGCUAUUGGAAAUUUUCUUGCAAAUGAGACAGCUCAGGUUAAGCAUGUUAUUAAGGUCUUACAUGAUUCUGGUCCAUACAAGGAUGACAUAUUGAAAGAAUUUGCACCUGAACAAGAGGAUAACAAGUAGAACAUUGAAAGGACUAGCUGCUCUGCACACUGUAUCAUAGAACUAGAAUCUUAUGCAGCGAUAGGAAAAUAGGAAUAGUGGAUGAUCCCAUUCAUACGUCUCUACAAGGAGCUGAUAUUGUUGGUCAAAGAUCCCCACAUCUGAACAUUGCUUGGAAUGUAAAUAUUUGAGAUUUAAAUCUGAAAUCAUUGUAUCUG
This is a messenger RNA of Panicum virgatum (switchgrass), 743 nucleotides long. RefSeq lists its product as uncharacterized. The coding region runs from base 124 to 546 and encodes 140 amino acids. The record is from RefSeq and is a predicted model, not a curated record. NCBI's taxonomy places the organism in Eukaryota, Viridiplantae, Streptophyta, Magnoliopsida, Poales, Poaceae. The transcript is spliced from 4 exons.